This is a messenger RNA of Schistocerca cancellata (South American locust), 1365 nucleotides long. RefSeq lists its product as uncharacterized. Gene Ontology annotation, molecular function: olfactory receptor activity; odorant binding. The coding region runs from base 1 to 1365 and encodes 454 amino acids. Gene Ontology annotation, biological process: sensory perception of smell; detection of chemical stimulus involved in sensory perception of smell. Lineage: Eukaryota; Metazoa; Arthropoda; Insecta; Orthoptera; Acrididae. Gene Ontology annotation, cellular component: plasma membrane. The transcript is spliced from 4 exons. The record is from RefSeq and is a predicted model, not a curated record.
AUGACAGCUACAGCACUCUUCACCAUCACUCAACACUUUCCCUGCUCACAGGGCCUCGGAGUGUCGCUGUCCGCAUACAGCUGUGAGUGGGUCGGCGCUACCCGGCGUGCCACCUCGUCGCUGCUCAUCCUGCUGUGCAGGGCGCAGAAGCCGCUGCAGCUGACCGCGGGCAAGCUCUACCCCAUCAACAGGAUCACGUUUGUUUCCAGUUCACCCACCAUGUUCGCUGAGGCGCAUGGCGCUCUCCAGGACAACGUGCGCGUACUGCAGCUGUCCGGCCUGUGGCCGCCGGCGCGCAUGAGCGGCUGGGGGCUGCUGUUUCCGGUGUACACAGGCGUGCUGUACUUCUGUUUCCUGUCCGUGCUGUUCGCCGUGCUGGAGCUCGCCUACCUCUCGCAGAGGGACAUCAACGAGCUCACGUACGCGCUCAUCGUCGUCAUGUCGCACUUGGGCGUCCUGUUCAAGAUGACGCACUUCCUCUCCAACAGGGGCGCCUAUCUUCGCCUCGUGGGGCGUCUGAACGGCCUGAUACAGCAGACACAGACGGACGUUGUCUCCGACCCGCAAAGCGUCCUCUCCGCCUGCCACCGGAAGGCGAUGCGGCUCACCUACUACACGUUCGCCUACCUGGCACUGACUGGCCUCAUCUGGUACCUGCUUCCUGUCCUCGACAUGUUCUCCUCAGCUUCCGCAGGGAGGCGGCUUCCCGUGGUCAACACUCGGUGGAUCGACAAUAAUAACACAGCAUUCUACGCUCUUGGAUACGUCGUUCAGUUUCCGUCCAUCUUCUACUUUGUGGCAAUUAGUGUGGGACUGGACGGCUACUUUGCGACCGCCAUGAUCCACGUCGCUGCCCAGCUGCAGCUUCUCAGUUUACGGUUGUCUCAGCUGAACAAAAGUCGGCCGCCUGUGUCUGCUGCGACGGAGUUUUCGGGCGUGCACAAACAAGAAUGUUGGUCACCGUUGGCACUGCGGGAAAUUGAAUCUCUCGAAGAAAGUGGAGGCAUGUAUCAUCAGCUGGUUCAGGAAAUAAAACGACACCAAGAAAUUGUCAGCUUCGUGAAGUAUCUGGAGACUGUGAUGAGCCCAGUGGCCUUCAUUCAGUUCCUCUUCAGCGUUGGCAGCAUCUGCGUCACACUCUUCCAAUCAACUUUCGGUGCAAGAGUGUCGCUGGCUGCCUACAGCUGUGCUUGGACAGAGGCAAGCAAACGCACCAAGAACGCGCUACGCAUGCUGGUAUGCAGCACACAGAGGCCGCUGCUGAUCACUGCGGGAAAGAUCUACCCUAUCAGCAAGGCGACUUUCCUGUCGGUGAGUUACUACACAGCAGCAACACCAAACUACAUUCGCAGAAAUAGGAAGUGA